AUGACCGUAGAUGAGAAGGAAACAAUGGUCGCAGCAGAAGAAUACGACUUCAUAAUAUGCGGUGGAGGAACUGCAGGCCCGGCGGUCGCAGCGCGCCUUGCUGAAGACCCGUCCCUUAGCAUCCUCCUGAUCGAAGCCGGAAAAGACAAUGUAGACCUCGAAAACACCCAGAUGGUGGGCGGCUGGUGGCUCAACUUCGACGGGCCUCAUGACUGGAACCUUCUCAGCGCACCACAUGCUUCGACCGAGUCGCGCAUCCAAAAGCUUAGUCGCGGCAAGUUCCUGGGCGGCUCCUCAGCAGUCAACGGCACACUAAUGGUGCGCGGUAUGCGACAGGACUACGAGGACUGGGAGGCCAUGGGUAAUCCAGGUUGGAAUGCUGAGGCCAUGUGGCAUUACUUCAACAAAUCCGAGACCUUCCACCCAGAACCCGGAUUCAAUACGGACUGGAGUAGCCAUGGGACGAGCGGACCGAUACAUACGAGCGUGCAUCCGAACGCGCCGAUUACCGAUGCGGUUAUGCGAAGCUUUGUACAUAAAGGAUUGCCGUUGGUGGAAGACAUGUUCGCGAGCGGGACCACUGUGAAUGGAUGCGGACACUGUACGCGCAGCGUGUGGCAAGGCGAGCGAAUGACGGGAAGCGAGUAUCUGCGCGACCGAUUCGAUCCUGAGAAGAAGUGGAAACAUGCCAAUUUGAAGGUGGUCUUCGAGCACGCGGUGGUCCGUGUACUCUUCAACGAUGACCUACGCGCGGUAGGCGUAGAGACACUGGACGAACCCGCUAAAGAGAAGAAGACGUUCCGAUGUCGAAAAGAAGUUAUUUUGAGUUUGGGAAGCUACGGCUCGCCAAAAGCGCUUCUGCUAUCCGGCAUCGGUCCCAAAGAAGAUCUAUACGAAGUCGGCGUGCAACCGCGCGUUGACCGUCCUGGCGUAGGCAGAAACCUCGAAGACCACCUCACGGUCUUCGUCUUCUACGAAGCCAAGCAAGGCACAACCGACCACCUCUUCCAAGGACCCAUGUUCGACAAAGCGCGAGAAGAGUGGCGGACGUCGCGGACUGGCACGCUCUCUCGCUCACAUUUCGGCGCCUUUGCGUUCACGCGACUUGAUGAGCGCUUGGAGACACACAGGCUUUGGAAUGAGGAGCUGAGGAAGUCCUUGAAGGCCACGGGAAGAGAUCCGAUGGGUCUCUUGCCGAAUCAGCCGCAUGUGGAGUACUUUACGACCGAGCGUUAUGCGGCUCCGAAGCAUUACGCGAAUCCGCCGCCGGCAGGAAAGAGCGCGUUUGCCAAUAUAAUCGAAUGUUUCUCGCCGCGAUCAAGAGGAUACGUCAGGCUUGCGAGUAAGGACCCAGAGGAGAAUGCCAUCAUCCACCAUAACUGGUUAUCGGAUCCCCUCGACGUCUUGGUAUAUGCCGAAGCUUGUAAGCUCGGUGCUGAGAUAAUGCUCGAAGGAAGCGGCACAAAGGAUCUCAUACGGGGCCCAUGGCCACCGGGAGACAAACAUACGGAUUUCACGACGGUGGGGCAGUGGGAAAAGUACGUGAGGGACAACGCGACGACGUGCUUCCAUCCGAGCGGCACAUGCAAGAUGGGCCCGGAUACGGACCCUGGAGCCGUUGUCGAUGCGCGGCUAAGGGUGAAGGGAGUGAGUAGCCUGAGAAUUGCGGAUUGCAGUAUCAUGCCGAAGCUGAACAACGGUCAUCCUCAAGCGGUUGCAUACGCCAUAGGGGAGAAGUGCGCCGAUAUGAUCAAGGAGGACUGGAGCUCGAUGUCGAAACGAGAGGCUAAGCUGUAA
Molecule: messenger RNA, 1797 nt
Organism: Trematosphaeria pertusa
Lineage: Eukaryota; Fungi; Ascomycota; Dothideomycetes; Pleosporales; Trematosphaeriaceae
Product: GMC oxidoreductase
Exons: 1
Coding region: 1-1797 (598 amino acids)
Molecular function (GO): flavin adenine dinucleotide binding; oxidoreductase activity, acting on CH-OH group of donors
Source: RefSeq, a predicted model, not a curated record